Molecule: messenger RNA, 522 nt
Organism: Parnassius mnemosyne (clouded apollo)
Lineage: Eukaryota; Metazoa; Arthropoda; Insecta; Lepidoptera; Papilionidae
Source: the annotation of a GenBank genome assembly
AUGUCUGCGUUCUUAAGACAACCAAGCGUUGUAACAUUAUACUGUAAUGUGAGGCGAAUACACGGUAAGUGCAGGAUCGGGAAUAGGAAUAUCGUUGGCCACGGCAUCAACGGGAGUGCGGUAUACAAGGACGAUGCGCACUUCCCUUUUCCCGCCGUACGGUUUAAGGAGAACACUAGGGAAGUCUGUGCUCUACGUGAAAAAGAGAAGGGAGACUGGAGGCAGCUGUCCUGCGAAGAAAAGAAAGCGUUGUACCGAGCUUCCUUCUGCCAAACUUUUGCAGAAUUCCAGGCGCCUACGGGCACUUGGAAGUUCAUUUUAGGCUGGACUCUCGUUACCACUUCUUUUGCCUUCUGGGUCGCAAUGUUCUACCACUAUUACGUGAACGAGCCUCUACCAAGUUCCUUCUCGAAGUUCGCGCAGAAGGCUCAGCUGCGCAGGAUGCUGGAGCUUAGAGUUAAUCCCAUAGACGGGAUAUCUUCCAAAUGGGACUAUGACAAUGACAAAUGGAAGGUAAAUUAA